AGAGGCCACUUGGAAGAUGUGUAUGACAUUUGUUGGACCUCAGAUGGAAAUUACAUGGCCUCUGCUUCUGUGGAUAACACAGCUAUAAUGUGGGAUGUCAAUAAAGGACAGAAGGUUUCAAUAUUUAAUGAGCACAAGAGUUAUGUCCAAGGAGUAACCUGGGAUCCUCUAGGCCAGUACAUUGCAACCCUGAGUUGUGACAGGGUCCUGCGGGUGUACAGCACCCAGACCAAGAGAGUGGCAUUCAAUGUCACCAAGAUGCCAUCUGGAUCAGGAGCUGAGGGAGAGGCCAGGAGCUACCGGAUGUUCCACGAUGACAGCAUGAAGUCCUUCUUCCGGCGGCUCAGCUUUACUCCUGACGGCUCCUAUUUGCUCACCCCAGCUGGCUGCGUGGAAUCGGGAGAAAACGUCACCAACACCACCUAUGUUUUCUCCAGGAACAACCUUAAAAGGCCUGUGGGUCACCUGCCGUGUCCUGGGAAGGGAACUCUGGCCGUUCGCUGCUGCCCAGUCUACUUCGAGCUGAGAGGAGCAUUUAAUAAAGAUGAGAUCAGUCAGAAGUCGUGCCCUGCUCUGUUUAACCUGCCCUAUCGGUUGGUGUUUGCUGUGGCCUCAGAAGAUUCUGUGCUUUUUUAUGACACUGAGCAGUCCUUCCCCUUUGGUUAUGUCUCUAACAUCCAUUAUCACACCCUGAGUGACAUUUCCUGGUCCAGCGACGGAUCCUUCCUGGCCAUUUCCUCCACGGAUGGAUACUGUUCCUUCGUCACCUUCGAGAAGGAUGAGCUGGGAAUUCCACUGAAGGAGAAGCCCCAGAUCAGUGUCAGGACUCCUGGUGCAACAGAGAAGAAGGUGAAGAAGAGCCAGUCCCACAAAUCCACCUCCCCAGGCUCCAGGCUGGCCGAGGGGACUCCUCCCGGCAGGAGCAGCGAUCCCAGCCCUGCCAACCUGCAGCCCAGAACGCCCGGCACUGCCGGCAGGGACUCGCCUUCCACUCCUGUGGGCACCAAAAACGUUCCAGCCUCGUCCUCAGAGGAGAGGAGGAGCAGCCAGGCAGCCACCCCCAGCACUGGGGCAAAGCAGCCCCGCAGGGUUGCCCUCAACACUUUACAGGCCUGUUUCAAGGCGCCGAGGAGAAUAAACUUGAUUUCACUGAAGCCAGAUACACCCACCCCUGCAGAUACAGACACAGCUCCUGGGCCUCCUUCCUCAGAGCAGGACCAUGAGGGGCCAUUGCCACCUGAUGACAGCCUUCAAAAUCCCCCAGCACCAAAACGUUCCAGGACUGAGGAAAUGCCUCUUUCUGCACCUGAACCUCAAACCACCUCUGAUCCAGACAAAUAAGGGCUGAGCUUAUUCAAACAAAGAAGCUUUUAGCAGGCUCUUCCCAGUCUGAAGUCAGUGCAGCCACAUCUGAGUGCAUUUCCUUUUGCAGCUGUUAAAUCCUCAAUUCCCAAUUCAAGUUCCCUGUGCAUAUUUGCUGUGGCACUGUGGAGGACCUGCCAAGUAGAAGACACAGGUUUCAGGAAUGUAGUUUUUGCAGAAAGAAGAAAUAGUUGGGAAGUGACUUCAAGAAAUGCCAGAGCUUAAGGAAAUCAGGGAAAUUUGGGUAUUUAAAAAGCCAUCCAGUAACCUGCAAAGUCUCCAUCAGAGCCCCUAAAUUCGUGUUUACAAAGCAUUAUGUCUUCCAGUAACCUGUGUGGCACGAGGAUAGAAUGUAUUCAUAGGAUCUGAUGUGGUUUAAGACCUAAAAAAAGAGGAAGUGGUGUCAUUCCAGCAUCUUGGCUUCUUUGUUGGGCAGAGUGUCAAAUAAUUCCCCUCAGUACCUGUGGAAUGGGAGCUGAUGGUCGGGGUGCAACACAGAUCAGGGCUGAGGUGACUUCAACAGAAAUGGAAAGUUUGAACUGCAAGAAACAAGAAAAGGCAAAAGGAAGAAACCCUCUGGGGACCUGGUUUGGAAUUAAACAGCAGGAAAAAAAAGUUCUUAAUUGUUUAGUUUCUGUGUUUAAAAAAGAAAUGCAGGCAGGAGAUUUUUCCUGAGGCAGCAGGAUUUGAGUUGCAGACAUUAGAAAUACCCCCUUUUUCCUUUUUCAAAACUUAACUCCCUUAGCCAAUAAAAUACACCACAAUGUAUGUAUGUGUUCAUAUUAAACCUCUUUGACUUUUAAUUCUUCCCUGGAUUUGGUUGUGUAAUUAAUUAGUGCUUGUUUUCUGUCAUCUUCUAAGAGAGUGGACUGAUAUUUAGAAAAGCAGAAAUAGUUUUAUAAAGUGACUCAUAAAAGUUUCACAGGGAGGAAAUAUUAACAAAUACCUGUGUCAGUGUUUCAGAUAAAUGAAUUAUGUUGUCUACAAAGAAAUUUCAACAAUAAUAAGCAAAGAGUCAUAGGAAAUUCGUGGUGGCUUAGUUUUCAGCCACUUUAUGUCCCAAUUCUGCAAUCUGUUACAUUUAUAUAACAUCCAUUCUUUCCAAAGAAAUAGUUCCUAUUUUUUUCCAGCUUCCUUCCAAGAAGCCAGGGCUUGAUUUCUUAGGAAUUGUGUUUUAUAAUCACCUGAGGAAAGUUAAUCCGUGCCUUGAGAGCCUUUUUUCUGCUGGGAGAUGCAAAAUGAUAAACCUGAAAUGCCACGUUCAACCCCAACCUUUCCAAGACUGUCCUGGAAUUCUUGGGCAUCAUUUCGGUCGAGCAGGUCCUUGAAGAGGUAAGGGGAGAAAUAGAGAAGAUCAUCUCCAGUGUAACAGUUUAAACUCUCAGUCCAUGACAGGUCUUUUCCUUGAUUGAGUUACUGCUAAUUAAAAUCAUGAGGAUCUUUUGCUCUUCAACAAAAACAUGUGGAGGUCCCACCCUAAAAUCCAAAUAUUUCCAUGAACCACUGAACUGACCAGGCCUUGUUUCACAUGGAUUCACAGGUAACUGCACUGGGGGUUUCAAAUAGACUUUGCAGCUUUUUAGGUGGGUCUCCAAUAGAUUUUUCAACUUUUUAGCUGGGUUUCAGGUAGAUUUUGCAGCUUUUAAGAUGGCUAAAGAUUCAUGACUUGUCUUGCUCCUGGAAAGACUUCCUGCUGUGUCACAGUGGUUAGUUUUUAGACAGCCAGUCACGGUGCUAUUGAUGUUAAAUUUUUCUGCUCUCCAUAUAUAUGUAUAUUUAUAUAUCUUGUAAUUAUUUAACCACUGCCUUUUGGUCAAAAUCUGUUUGAUACUUGCCUGUGGAUUCAAAACAGACUCUGUAUUUUGUAUAAACACAGGGAGUGUGCACACAAACGUUGUUACCAACUAAAUAGCAUAAAAUAAAAACUUGUUAUCA
Molecule: messenger RNA, 3297 nt
Organism: Lepidothrix coronata (blue-crowned manakin)
Lineage: Eukaryota; Metazoa; Chordata; Aves; Passeriformes; Pipridae
Gene: CHAF1B
Product: chromatin assembly factor 1 subunit B
Exons: 10
Coding region: 55-1341 (428 amino acids)
Biological process (GO): nucleosome assembly; DNA replication-dependent chromatin assembly
Cellular component (GO): nucleus; CAF-1 complex
Molecular function (GO): protein binding
Source: RefSeq, a predicted model, not a curated record